Molecule: messenger RNA, 1023 nt
Organism: Cyclospora cayetanensis
Lineage: Eukaryota; Apicomplexa; Conoidasida; Eucoccidiorida; Eimeriidae
Product: mediator of RNA polymerase II transcription subunit 15
Exons: 4
Coding region: 1-1023 (340 amino acids)
Source: RefSeq, a predicted model, not a curated record
AUGGGGAGGACGUCGCGGUGGAAGGCGCGCAGGAGGGGCCCCCAAACCCCCCGGGGGGCCCCUCUUACGGCGGCAGCCGUUCUGUUGCGCAACGCGCAGCAGGAGAGUAAGAAGUACAACAGACCGCCAACAAGCAAGCAGAUAAAGCAGAAUUCGCAGCCUCCGCAGCCUAGACAGCAGCAGGCGCAGAAGGCUGAGCCGAAGCCGAAGCAAGCAAAGGGCGGCAGGCACAGCCAGCUGCCGCGGCAAGAGCAGCAGCAAGCGAGUGAGCAGAAACGAAACAAGACGGAGGCAAGCAAGCACAGCCGACAGUCUCAGCAGAAGCAAGAGACGCAGAAACUCUCUAGGAAUCUCCGAAGGAAGCUUCGGCUUUUGCAGCAGCGGCAAGGUCCUCAGCAUCGGCAGCAGUUGCAGCAGGGAGAGGGGCCUACUGAAAGCCUUUGGUUUGGCGUUGCUUUGCUAUUCGGAAGGGGUGUCUUGGUUGCAGGAGGAUGCGCAUAUGCAGCAGCUUCGACAGGCUGUGCGGCAGCAGCUCCUCCAGCAGCGAAGUGUGAAAAGAAGCCGUGCCUGACUUUGUGGGGAGACGUGGCAGAUGGACCGCCUGACUUGAGAGGGUUCAAACAGAAGUUCGAAGCUUUAAAGGCCAAGUCUGCCAAGACUAGGGAGAAGACAGCAGCGGAGGAAGCUGCCGCAACGGCGACGGCUGCUGUCGAAGAGGAUCAGCGACUUGCCGCUUCCAAGAAGCGGCGGAAGGGAGCCGCUGCUGUCGCCGAUGCGGAUCCUUAUCAGCAACAGGCGAUGGAGGCGUACAGACAGCUCAAGAAGCAGCGCAAGGAGGCAGAAGCGCAGCAGCAACAGCGAAAGCAGCAGCAGCAGCAAAGGCGAGAUGGCUAUCGCAAGGGCCGUCAGCAGGAGGAGGCACCAGGCAAGGCUCCUGGCAGCAAGAAGCAGUGGUCUUACGACAAGGCUCUGCUCUACAGGAGCGAUUGGAUUUUUAAGCACCACGUGAACGAUCAGGAGUAA